AUGCAGCCCCGGCUCGUUCUCCGGCGGGUUCUACUUCUGCGCCCUUCGAACCCCACAUCAGCGACUGGCGCAACUAGAUUCUUCACCCGGCACACGAGUCUCGCCUCACGAAACAGAAGCCGCCCGCAACUGCCCUUCCUAUCCGUGCCGCUAUCGAGGAAUGGGCAGCAAUUCAGAUACUUGACGACAGAGCGCAAGAGAUGGCUGGUAUACGAGGUCUUCUUGGGUUUCAAAUACAUUAUAUACACAUGGGCCAUUGGCGCCUUUCUGCUUGUUGCCUACUAUAGUGUGCAGCAGGAAUGGCUCGAGAGACGAUAUCCCAGUCCGCACGAGUGGGGCUUCAUAACACGUCUGCGAUUCCGCCUGCUGAGAUGGGGCCCUGACAGAACCGAUACACCGGAGCCCAACUGGGUACAGAUCGGAAACUACGCAAAGAACCUGCUGGAGCGCCUGGAAGAUCCGAAUAUCGACGGCGCAGACCUGCAGGAACUGACAGAGGGCGGCAUAUAUAUCGCAGAUGUGGGCAAGUCGGGAUACGAUGUCACAGCCAAAUCCGAGCCCUGGAGGAGGGGGUACUACGAAGUGCUCAUGUGUUGCGCCAAGGCCGCCGAGAAGCUCGAUGACCAUGUCGUCGAUACAACCCGCGGGAUUGUCUUCCCCGCAGAACAGGUCCAUGGUCCAUCCAACCCUGCCCCGAGACCUAUCCCUCCCGGAUCGCCAAGCGCCCCGCAGGAGAAGGACUGCGAACCCUUCUAUGACCCACCUGAGACAUUCUACAUGCGCAUCUUGACGACUAAGGGGUUCUCCAACAAGCAGAAGAUGGACGCGGCCCUCGAGUAUGCUUCCUGGCUCGACUUCAAGGCCGUUCCAGAAGCAGCUGAGAGGAUGUACGAGUGGGCGUUGCAGUUAGCCACAGAAGACACGCCCCAAACCGCGCUACCCUACGAUGCGUCCAAAUAUGUCGUGCGAGGCGACGUCACCAGGCCUUCUGCGAAUGUCCUCACGACACUGACUGCCUUCGCGGCACACAGGGCUAGGAACGGAGAUGUCUCUUCGGCGCUACCGAUGCUCAUCUCCAUCCUGCGAGCCCGACGCUCGCUCCCUAUUGCAGCGCCCAGCGCACAUGUGGGAGCCGAGGUCCUGCCCGAGGACCACAAGACGCCCUGGACAACAGAAAACAUGAUCGGCGUCGUCAAGCGCCUCGUGGCCCCCCCAGCGUAUCCGCCUCCGCCACCGGACGGGAACGCCCCGCCUACCCGCGAUGCCAAGGGUCUAUGCGAGGAAGCCGGACUUAACCUCUACAUCGGCGAGAUCAUCUACGCCAGCGGCUCAGGCGCCUCCGGACGUGAGGAAGGUUUGGCUUGGACCCGCGAAGCGGUGGAUAUCGCGGAGGAGCAGAUAGACAAGAUCAGGUCCGACGUCAACUUCAGAUCCGAUGCGGUCAAGACCUGCAGGGACUGCCUAGGCACGGGAUUGGACAACUGGAUGAAGAUGGCCUCCAAGCUGGCAAAGGACGAGAGGAAAGAGAUUGUAGUCUCAGGGCCCUCGAGCAGCUGGUUCGGCCUCUGGGGAGACGGUCAGGCCAAGAUAGAUGAAGCCGGCCGAUGGGCGGCGGAGGAGAAGUUAGUCAAGGAGCGCACGAGGAGGGCGCAGGAUUUGCUUGAUGAGCUGGAUACACCCAAGUCGGGUAUUGCGAGUCUGUUCUGGGCAUAA
This is a messenger RNA of Truncatella angustata, 1713 nucleotides long. RefSeq lists its product as uncharacterized. The coding region runs from base 1 to 1713 and encodes 570 amino acids. Lineage: Eukaryota; Fungi; Ascomycota; Sordariomycetes; Amphisphaeriales; Sporocadaceae. The record is from RefSeq and is a predicted model, not a curated record. The transcript has a single exon.